Vicia villosa (hairy vetch) is the source of this 492-nucleotide messenger RNA. RefSeq lists its product as uncharacterized. The transcript is spliced from 2 exons. Lineage: Eukaryota; Viridiplantae; Streptophyta; Magnoliopsida; Fabales; Fabaceae. The coding region runs from base 1 to 492 and encodes 163 amino acids. The record is from RefSeq and is a predicted model, not a curated record.
AUGGCUGGAAGGAAUGACGCUGCUAUUGCUACCGCAUUGGAAGCUUUGGCUCAGGCUGUGCAGCAUCAGCCUAAUGCUGGCGGGAAUGAUGGAUCUCGCAUGUUGGAGACCUUCCAGAGGAAUCAUCCACCUACGUUCAAAGGAAAGCAUGCCCCAGAAGGAGCACAAGAGUGGCUCAAGGAAGUUGAGAGGAUCUUUCGAGUUAUGGAAUAUUCAGAUGCACAAAAGAGAUUGGAAGGAGAAGGUACGACACUCACCUGUGAGGUAUUUCUCCGGGAAUUUCUAGUGAAGUAUUAUCCAGAGGAUGUCCGCGGCACGAAGGAGAUUGAGUAUCUGGAACUGAAACAAGGAGAAAUGUCAGUGACUGAGUAUGCUGCCAAGUUCGUGAAAUUGGUAAAUUUCUAUCCUCACUACAGCGAGGAGACUGCUGAGUUUUCAAAGUGUGUCAAAUUCGAAAAUGGAUUGCUGAUCGCGAAUUUACGUGUCUAUUAG